AUGUUCAGCUUUAAUUUCCGUCGAAACUUUGAGUCGUUGAAUUCAGCGUUCACUAAAUUCAUGCCAAAGAGAUCGUUCAACAUGUGCGGUUUAAAGUACAUACGAGAACCUUUACAACCACUGAAGCGAUGUCCACGAUGGGUUUGUGUAGAAGAUGCAGUGAAAAUUAUAAAUUCAGAACAUUUAGUUUUUAUACAAGGAGGUGCAGCGACGCCUAACGAACUGAUACGCGCCAUGACGGAACACGGUGUUUGCAAUAAUCUACGUGGGGUACGAUUAAUUCAUAUGGGUCUCGAAGGAGAUGCGCCAUUUGCAAGUCCUGAAUUCGAGAAACACUUUAGAUCCAUAAGUUUUUACAUUGGAGCUAAUCUUAGGGAAGCGGUUAACGAAGGUAGAGCAGACUAUAUUCCAAUAUUUCUCCACGAGGUACCGAAACUUUUUUAUGAAAGAAGAAUCAUACCGGAUGUCGCGUUGAUUCAUGUUAGCGUGCCAGAUGCUCGUGGCUUUUGUUCCCUUGGCGUUAGCGUGGAUUGCACGCGUGCAGCUCUUAGCACGGCUAAAGUGAUAAUUGCCCAGGUCAAUGAACAUAUGCCGAGAUCAUUUGGGGACACAGUGAUUCAUUCCAGUCAUAUUGAUUGGGCCGUGAAGUACGACUGCCCUUUACCAUGCGUGGCGAGUACCCCGCCAAAUGAAAUUGAAGCAGAGAUUGGCAAGAUUAUAGCGCAGAGGCUAGUCGAUGAUGGGGCGACAUUACAGCUCGGUAUAGGCAACAUACCGGAUGCAGUCCUCUGUUCUCUUGGGAAUCACAAAGACCUUGGCGUACACACGGAGAUUAUGGGCGACACAAUGGUAGAUCUCGCGGAACGCGGAAACAUUACUAAUAAAAUGAAGCCUAAGCAUAGGGGACGUAUGGUUAGUUCUUUGGCAAUUGGUACCAAACGGGUGUACGACUUUUUGCACAAUAAUCCAUUUGUAGAACUGCUUACAAUCAACUAUGUCAACGAUCCUCGAGUAAUAUCCCAACAGCCGAAAAUGACUGCCAUUAAUUCCUGCAUAGAAAUGGACAUUACUGGUCAAAUAUGUUCAGACAGUUUGGGCUGUAAGUUGUAUUCCGGUUUUGGUGGGCAACUCGAUUUCAUUCGAGGUGCUGCAAUGGGUCAAGAUGGACGGGGGAAGGCUGUGAUAGCUUUCCCGUCGGUUACAAGCAAAGGGGAAAGUAAAAUCCAGCCUGUACUUAAAGUUGGUGCCGGGGUUGUAGUAACAAGAGCACACGCACAUUAUAUUGUAACGGAGCACGGAAUAGCGCAACUUUUUGGUAAAACGUUACGUCAAAGAGCAAACGCGUUGAUUCAGAUUGCUCAUCCUGAUCAUAGAGAAUGUCUCGAGAAGGCUGCAUACGACAGACUCAAAACUAAUCCGACAAAAUAUUUGUAA
Messenger RNA from Dufourea novaeangliae, 1434 nucleotides. Its product is annotated as 4-hydroxybutyrate coenzyme A transferase-like. Gene Ontology annotation, molecular function: acetate CoA-transferase activity. The record is from RefSeq and is a predicted model, not a curated record. The transcript is spliced from 6 exons. Gene Ontology annotation, biological process: acetate metabolic process. NCBI's taxonomy places the organism in Eukaryota, Metazoa, Arthropoda, Insecta, Hymenoptera, Halictidae. Gene Ontology annotation, cellular component: mitochondrion. The coding region runs from base 1 to 1434 and encodes 477 amino acids.